AUGAGAUUUGGGGUUAGAGGGUUUCUCAUUGAUGCACAUAGAUACAGAUCGGAUAGCCUUCAUAACGUGAACGGAUGGUACUUCUUCACCUAUUUGACGAACAAAUACCCCAAAGGCAGCCGUCCCUCUCGAUCAUGUGGAGAUGGUGGAUUUUGGAAACCCACCGGCAAAGACAAGAAGAUUUAUUACAAUGGCAAUACCGUCGGAUACAGGAAGUCACUAGAUUUCUUACUUGGGCCUGGUGAAAAAACGGCUUGGAAGAUGCAUGAAUAUAGAAUUCAUGCAAAUAACCCCAAGUCGGAUCCAGUUUUAUGUAGAUUGUAUAUGAACAUAAGACGCAAAAACAAAGAUGAAAGUGAAGGUGACACAGUAGAAUUGAUGAGGGAAAAUCUUGACCAGUGUUUUACAGUGAAUGAAGCUCCCAUGCAGAAUGAGGACAAUGAUUUGGCGGUUGGCAAUAUUUCCUCUGCUGGUUCUACAAACAAUCAAUGUAUGGAGUAUAUUACCAGCACUCUAGACACAGGAGGUGAUGCCAUUUCAAACCAGAAUGAGGACAAUGAUUUGGCGGUUGGCAAUAUUUCCUCUGCUGGUUCUACAAACAAUCAAUGUAUGGAGUAUAUUACCAGCACUCUAGACACAGGAGGUGAUGCCAUUUCAAACCAGGUUAUCUAUGAUCUUUCUAGUUUCCAAUUUCCUGAUCAUCCAUUUCAAGAUUUCCAAGGAUACACUAAUUCUCAUGGUGGGCUCGAAGCAAUUACUCAAGAGUUCACUGAACCGUUCCAUUUAUCAAAGGGUACCAUGAUAUUUGAGUACGGAACCGUUCCAUUUAUCAAGGGGUACCAUGAUCCCCUCUGA
Messenger RNA from Coffea eugenioides, 855 nucleotides. RefSeq names its product NAC domain-containing protein 2-like. The record is from RefSeq and is a predicted model, not a curated record. The transcript is spliced from 4 exons. Gene Ontology annotation, biological process: regulation of DNA-templated transcription. The coding region runs from base 1 to 855 and encodes 284 amino acids. Lineage: Eukaryota; Viridiplantae; Streptophyta; Magnoliopsida; Gentianales; Rubiaceae. Gene Ontology annotation, molecular function: DNA binding.